This is a messenger RNA of Chelonus insularis, 851 nucleotides long. RefSeq names its product 10 kDa heat shock protein, mitochondrial. The coding region runs from base 335 to 643 and encodes 102 amino acids. The transcript has 4 exons. The record is from RefSeq and is a predicted model, not a curated record. Gene Ontology annotation, cellular component: mitochondrial matrix. NCBI's taxonomy places the organism in Eukaryota, Metazoa, Arthropoda, Insecta, Hymenoptera, Braconidae. Gene Ontology annotation, molecular function: protein folding chaperone; metal ion binding; protein-folding chaperone binding.
CUUGGUAGUAUCACAUGGACGAUUCAUCCCCUCUUUAGAAUAUUACCUAACAUUAACUUACAACAUUUUCAAUUCAUUCAUAAGAUUAUUGUUUAAGUAAGAGCUAACAUUGAAUGAAAAAAGUUCUAGAAAGUACUUUACCAUUUAUGACGCAAUCUUGACCAAGUAACCAAUCAGCUUUCAUUGAACAGCACUCAAAAAGUUGGAAGCUUCCAGAAAAUCCAAGGGAGAUGGGAGUGCACAAGCAGAGUUAGGUUACUUCAGACAACGUGUUCGCGUGGUUACCGGUUAGAUCUCCAAUAGUACGCAUUUUAUUACUGACAAUUAAUUGACAAUGGCAGCAGCAGCUAAAAGAUUGAUUCCAUUGUUAGAUCGAGUGCUUGUACAGAAAGCAGAAGCUAUCACAAAAACGAAAGGUGGAAUUGUUAUUCCAGAAAAAGCUCAACAAAAAGUUCUCAGAGGUACAGUUGUAGCUACUGGACCUGGGUCUAGAAAUGAGCAAGGAAAUCAUGUGCCCAUGAGCGUAAAAGUUGGAGACACUGUUUUACUUCCAGAAUAUGGUGGUACCAAAGUUCAGUUAGAAGAAGAUAAAGAAUUUCAUCUUUACCGUGAAUCUGACAUUUUAGCCAAAAUAGAAUCCUAAUUAACUUUUUUAAAUACAUUUUUAGGAUCAUUUCUGCAACAAAACCGUUUAUUCCUAAGACAAUGUUCAAUGUACCAGGAUUGCCAUUGUAUUUUCAAACAUAAUUAAUGUUAUGUUAAAGUUAAAAUCUAUUAUUUUCUAAGUUUGUUACUUUAUAGACUAGAUUGUUUCUUACAUAUUUUCAAAUAAAAAACAACACUUAUUUCAA